UUGACCACAGCUGACCACAACUGCCCCAGGAGCCACAUCUGUGUUGCUGUUGUUGAUGUCUGGCGUCAAGUGAGACCAUCAUGGACGUGAAACCCGAGGCCAACAAUCACCUGGAGCAGUUCAGUAAAGCUGUCAACAUAUUCCGUGACAGGGCUUUACAGAUUCUGAUGUUCCUGUUGUACCGAGUGACCCGACGUCUGGUGCUGACCUGCCAAAAGUUUACCUGGGCUGUCUCAGGUGUUGAGCGCAUCAGACGAGACGCGGCCAGGGGGUUGAACUUCAAGCAGAGCGCCCACGUACAGGAGAUCUUCUGGAAGAGCAAGUUCCUGGACCACUCGGUGGCGGACCCCAGCAACUUCAUCACCACCCACAAGGGCUUCAGGCAGCCGAACUGCAUCUUCAUGCCCAACGUCUCGCUGUACUGCAUGACGCGCAAGGAGGCCGUGUUCAUUGAGGUCAAGGAGGGCGACAACGUCUACAAGUCCAAACACAGCACGUUUCUCUACCAGAACCAGUACCAUCACGCCGUCAACGUCAUCACACUUCCGCUGGCCUCGUUCCAUAAAAUGGCCAGUGACGUAGGCAACCCCCGAAUCCCGGUCACGUGGAUGGCAUGCACUGCCAGAAGCGGCUCCACCCUAUUGAGUCAGAUGAUGUACCGUAUUCCGGGCUUGCUUGUCCUCUCUGAACCGGACGCCAUCACCACUCUGGGCUUCCUCUACAAAAACAAACAGCUGCAGCCGGGUGAGUACAACCAGCUGCUGGCCAGCUGUGUCCGGCUGCUGUGUAAACACGACGACCGCUACAACUCUGUGUUCGUCAAGGCCAGACCCAGCACGACCUGUCUGCUGGAGGACAUUGUCCAGGUGUUCCCCAAGUUCCGCUACCUCUUCAUGUACCGCAACAGCAUGAAGAGCAUCGUGUCCAACCUCAGCCUCUUGCAGCAGGACCCCGCCCCUAAGGCUCUCCGCUUCAUCAUGGACAACAGCAUCCUCUCGACAUUUUUGCCAUUCGUCAGGUCGCACUUUUACUACUACAACGUCUUCCUCAACGAGAAGAAGGUGCCGGGCGUGGUGCCCAAGAAGCUGGAUUCUGUCGGCAUUUUGACGGCAGGCUGGGCGGCCAGUGUGGCGCAGUGUGCCGACCUGCGGUACAGGGGCUACAACGUGGGCUCCAUCCUGUACGAGGACUUCAUGAACAACCCCAGGCGCUCGCUCUCCGCGCUGCUCAAGCGGCUGGACAUCAGGGGCGAGUACCUGGCCCUGGCAGCCGAGGCCCUGAAGGUGGACUUUAACCUGGGCGCCUCGCACGAUGUCAGCAUGGACCUGCGCCGCAUGAUGUCGCCAGAGAGCAGGCAGGAAGCAGACAACGUUCUCAAGGCCUAUGGGCUACCCAAGCUGGGGGAACGACAUGAAAUUUCGGGGCUGCUCAAAUUAGAAUAGCUAACUUCAUCUUCUAACAGUGCCAUUUUCAUCUUGAACAAAAUCGCUUACAUUCUUCAAACUAUCUCAUGUUCUCCUGUGUUCCAGAAUUUCCAUGUUCUCGUGUAUAUCUAAAACGAUUUUUUUAUUUAUUUUGCCGGCUCACAAGUUUCUGCCUUUCUGCUGUUCUAAAAUAUAGUCUUAUUAAAUAUCAAGGCAAGUCGCAAGCACAGAAAGGUAAAAUGUAAGCUGCUGAAAUUAAAAAUGAAAACAACAGAUUUGUUCCAUCUUCUUGCAUUGUUUAGGUCUAGUGUUAUAAUACUUCAAGAUCCCUUCCUACAUAAAACUUUGGUUUAAAACGUCACAUCAACUUCAGAGGUAACAUUUUAAAUCUAUCGCCCGGCUGGCCAACAGUACUAGCAGUAUAAAUAAAUUGAGCGGUGUCACACAAUGUAUGAUUUCUAUAUGUAAACUACUUGUCUGAAACCUAUUUUAUGAAUCUAGAUGUUAUCUCCACCGUGCCUUAGAUUAAGCCGAAGAGUUUGAUCGCUACAAAUUGUAAAAUUAUCCUAUCUAGGUGAUGAAUGAAAUCUUGAGAUAUGUAAGAUACUGAAUAAUGCUAGGUGAUGAAUGGAAUCUUGAGAUAUGGAAGAUACUGAAUAAUGUUUGAGAAUGGAUCGAGCUCCCGGGGCUGCGAUCAGAGCGUAAGACUACCAUCUGUGUAUGCUUGUGUGGGAGAGGUCACUUUUGAAACCUGACAUGUACAACUAUCGGUGCACUU
Molecule: messenger RNA, 2202 nt
Organism: Physella acuta
Lineage: Eukaryota; Metazoa; Mollusca; Gastropoda; Physidae
Source: RefSeq, a predicted model, not a curated record